AUGACUGGUCGUGGUAAAGGUGGUAAAGGUUUGGGAAAAGGUGGUGCUAAGCGUCAUCGCAAAGUUCUUCGUGAUAACAUCCAAGGUAUCACAAAACCAGCUAUUAGACGUUUGGCUCGCCGUGGUGGAGUUAAGCGUAUUUCUGGUUUGAUUUACGAAGAAACUCGUGGUGUAUUAAAGGUAUUUCUGGAAAAUGUGAUCCGUGAUGCAGUUACAUAUACAGAACAUGCCAAAAGGAAGACUGUUACAGCCAUGGAUGUUGUAUAUGCUUUGAAGAGACAAGGUCGCACUCUCUACGGUUUCGGAGGAGGUAAAGUUAAGGGCAAGGCAAAGUCUCGCUCAAAUCGUGCUGGAUUACAAUUUCCAGUUGGUCGUAUUCAUCGAUUGCUGCGAAAAGGCAAUUAUGCUGAACGCGUUGGUGCCGGCGCUCCCGUCUACUUAGCUGCUGUUAUGGAAUAUUUGGCAGCUGAAGUUCUUGAAUUGGCUGGCAAUGCAGCACGCGAUAAUAAGAAGACAAGAAUCAUACCCCGUCAUUUACAAUUGGCCAUCCGUAAUGAUGAAGAAUUAAACAAAUUGUUGUCUGGUGUCACAAUCGCACAAGGUGGUAUUAUGGCUCGUACAAAGCAAACUGCUCGUAAAUCGACUGGUGGUAAGGCACCACGUAAACAAUUGGCUACUAAGGCCGCACGCAAAAGUGCGCCCGCAACUGGCGGUGUAAAAAAACCACAUCGUUAUCGUCCGGGAACUGUAGCUUUGCGUGAAAUUCGUCGCUAUCAAAAGAGUACAGAACUCUUAAUUCGCAAACUGCCAUUCCAGCGUUUAGUCCGUGAAAUUGCACAGGAUUUCAAAACUGAUUUACGUUUCCAGAGUUCUGCUGUAAUGGCUCUCCAAGAAGCUAGCGAAGCAUACUUAGUUGGGCUUUUUGAAGAUACUAACUUAUGCGCUAUUCAUGCCAUGUCUGGUCGUGGUAAAGGAGGUAAAGUUAAGGGCAAGGCAAAGUCUCGCUCAAAUCGUGCUGGAUUACAAUUUCCAGUUGGUCGCAUUCAUCGAUUGCUGCGAAAAGGCAAUUAUGCUGAACGCGUUGGUGCCGGCGCUCCCGUCUACUUAGCUGCUGUUAUGGAAUAUUUGGCAGCUGAAGUUCUUGAAUUGGCUGGCAAUGCAGCACGCGAUAAUAAGAAGACAAGAAUCAUACCCCGUCAUUUACAAUUGGCCAUCCGUAAUGAUGAAGAAUUAAACAAAUUGUUGUCUGGUGUUACAAUCGCACAAGGUGGUGUAUUACCAAACAUCCAAGCUGUACUUUUGCCUAAGAAAACAGAAAAGAAGGCUUAAACUAUAUCUUACAACACUAUUUCUUUCGAAAUUUUCGAACAACA
Messenger RNA from Teleopsis dalmanni, 1373 nucleotides. RefSeq lists its product as uncharacterized. Gene Ontology annotation, cellular component: nucleosome. Gene Ontology annotation, molecular function: structural constituent of chromatin; DNA binding; protein heterodimerization activity. Bases 1 to 1329 code for a protein of 442 amino acids. Lineage: Eukaryota; Metazoa; Arthropoda; Insecta; Diptera; Diopsidae. The record is from RefSeq and is a predicted model, not a curated record. The transcript is spliced from 4 exons.